Drosophila suzukii is the source of this 7153-nucleotide messenger RNA. It is a transcript of the gene Usp10, whose product is annotated as ubiquitin specific protease 10. Gene Ontology annotation, cellular component: cytosol; nucleus. Gene Ontology annotation, molecular function: cysteine-type deubiquitinase activity. Lineage: Eukaryota; Metazoa; Arthropoda; Insecta; Diptera; Drosophilidae. The record is from RefSeq and is a predicted model, not a curated record. Gene Ontology annotation, biological process: DNA damage response, signal transduction by p53 class mediator; protein deubiquitination; regulation of autophagy.
AGGAUCGCGCGGUCACACUGGUUUUUCGACCAAAAAAUAAAGAACAAUAAAAACGCUUGUUGGCCCGCUAGAGAAAAGGGAUCGCCAGCGAAAGCGAAGAGAGCGAGUGCCGUGCUAACCGGUGACCUCUCGCUGUGCCCGUGACCUGUGACCCGCGAAAGUGCCCGCCCCAGUGUCAUUUUGUCGGAGCCGCAGCAGCAGAAUUGGGAGCAGCGUGUAAAAAGUUGCGGAAUUAUCGUGGCACCGCGCGGAGAAAGAGAAGGAGAGCGCCGGAGAGAGCGAGAGCGAGCGAGCGAGAGAGGAGCGAGAUUGCCGCACGCAUAAAAUAUGAUCAAAUUGCAAAAUUGAUUUCAAUUGGCCACUCAACAAAAGCAAACGGCACUUUCAAUGUUUGGCGCCUGCUGCGACUCUUGAGACUCGUUUAAAUCCGCAAAAAGAACCAAUCCAGGAACUGAGCCCAGUCCCGCUCUUUUGGCUUUCUGGCCAUGGCGCAGCAAACGCAGCCGCAGCAGCAGGCAGCGCCGUCCACCUCGACGCCGGCCUCCACGGCGGCGGGAUCCUCGGGAGGAGCAGCAACCUCCGGAGCAGCAGGCGGAGGAGCCGCCACGCCCAUCUCAACGCCAUCGACCCCUCAGCCGGCCGGCGUGAGCGGACCCAGCAGCAAUAACAACAACAACAACUUGGUCUCGCCCUCCGGGAACAACAAUCUACUGACGCCCGUCCAGGCCUUCACUCCGGCCGGACAGCCCGUGUACAAUCCACACGUCUACAUGUCCGCCCACGGAGGACACCCCCAUGCCGGAGCCCACUACCCGGCCAUGAUCCCCGCUCCGAUUCCCAGCAACAACGUCUACGUGAACAACGUCACUGCCAAUGUGAACCUGCAUGGCUGGCCGCACGGCGUUCCGACCUACAUGCCGGCUGGCGGGCAGCACCACUACAUUGGACACGGCGACAUGCCACCGGAGCAGGGCAACGCCGUGAUGCCGCAUCUGCAGCCCCUACCCAUCAAUUUGGCUCCCCAGGGCGGCUCUCCGAACCCCCACACUCCCGGAAUGGGUGGUGGACGCACGCGGGGACGCGGUCGUGGACGUGGGCCUGGUGGACCACGACGCAAUGACUACCAUGGGCCACGUCACCUCCAGCAGCAGCAACAACUGAUUACCCUGCCGCCGCAGCAGCAACUGCCACCGCCAGAUGGAUCCAACCCCGGCCUGCAACUGCAGCCGGAUCAGAUGGGCCAGCAGUUGCCGCCGCCGGAGGCGCACAUGCAACAUCUGCAGCAGUACUACACCGCUGGUCCGCCCACCUACGCCUACGGGCCGUAUCCGCCCUACUUCGCGCCGCAGCAUGCGAACCUGCAGCCGCCUCCGAACCCCACUGCUGCCCAGCAGGCCACCGGCACACCGGUCUUCUUCUCCGGACCGGUCAUGUACAACCCAGCGUGGUUUAAUCCCGGGGGAUACAUCUACCCCAUGAUGCAUCCGGCCGAGUAUCAGUAUGUCCCAGAAGAUGCUGGCCAUCCGGGAGUGGAUGAACGUGUCGCUCAGCCUGAUGGAGGGAUGACCCAGAUGUGGCACUCGGCGCCAAUGUACGCCGAAGAUUUCGAAGUGCUGCAACAGCAGCAGCAACAACAACAACAGCAGCAGCAACAACAACAACAGGUGGCCGUACAUCCCAAUGGAGGAGUCGUCAAUGUGGGGGAUGAGCUCAAUCACAAUAGCUCCUCGCUGCCCUCCUCGGAGACGUCGAGCAUGCUCAGUCCGAGUUACCCGAUCUACGAUCCCCAGAUGCACGAAAUGCAGCAACAAAUGGGCGUGAUGCAGAUCUACGACGAAGGUCAGAUGGCCGCCCUGCAGCCGAUUCACCCAGGAGCAGGCCCGUUGCCCCAGUACGAGGACGAACUCGCCGAGUGCGGAGCUCCGCCCCCUGGCGCAAUUCCUGUGGCAUGGACUGCUGCCAUGCCUCUGCCACCGGAGGGCGUCCAGCCAGCCCUGCUGCCCCCGCCACAUCACAUCUUGCAGCAAGCAUCUCCCGUGCUAAUCGAGCAGCCGACCCAGUUGGUUCUAGCUCAACCUCCUCAGCCGCCGACACCCACUCCUCAACUGCAACAACCGCAUCAGGAGCCAAUGGUUGACAAGAGUUUGACGAACAACAACAACGAGGUGGCCUUGGAGGAAAAGUUGGCCAACGAGAAGCAGCAGCAAAUUGAAUUGGAGUUCCGCCAGCAGCAGCAGGAGCAACUGCAGCAGCAGCAGCAACAACAGCAGCAGGAACUGCAGCAUCAACUGCAACAACAGCAGCAACAGGAGCAACAUCAGCAGCAUCAGCAACAUCAGCAAUUAGCGCCGCUGCAAAUCGAAAAACCGCCAACAAAAGUGCCAAACCUUGUAGUAGCAACAGUGGCACCUCAACUGCAACAGCCACCGCAGCAGCAACAGCAGCAGCAGCAUCAGCCAGCACCGCAGCAACAUCAACAGCAGCAAACAUCGCCGGUGGUGGUGCCGCCACAGCAGCAGCAACAACCACCGCAGCAGACCAGCUACCAUGAUCAACAUCAUUUGCCACAGCAGCAGCAGCAACAACCGCAGCCACCGCGCAAGCCAUCGCAGCAAUACAAUCAAUCCCAGCAGCAACAGGUGCGUCGCAAGUACUCCUCGGAGUACAACCACCAUCAUCACCAGCACGGUAGCAGCGAUACGGGCAUCCAGACUACCAAGUCCAUGUCCUGGACCAAUUCCGCUCAGCACAAAAAGUCCACACAAUCGGUUUCCGUCACUGCUUCGCCCAAUAAUGUGAACAAUGGAUCGGGUGGUGUGGGCGUUGCAAGUGGACCGACUGCCAAACCCAACUACAGUCACACCACAAAGACGUUUACCAACCAGCAGCAUUACCAGCAGCAGCAGCAACACUUCCAGAACCAGAACAACUACAACAACAACAACAACAGCGGCGGCAGUAGCAGCAACAACAAUAGCAGCAGCAACAGCAGCUCGAGCAGCGGCAACAAUCAGCCCCAGGUGCGCAACUAUGGCACCAUGAAGGUGCCCUCAUCGCCGGUGGCCAGCACAGCACCAACGCUGGAGCGCAAAAACAGCCAACAGGCAGCAGCAACACCGGCAACAGGAGCAGCAACUGCAACCCCUGUGGCAAUCACACCAGCAACUACCUCAACGGCUAGCAUUACGGCUACCCCAAAUCAAUUCCAACUGGAGACUAACAACAACAGUGCACCACCAGUGGUCAGUGCCCCGCAGCAACAGCAGCCUGCACUGCAGCAACAUCAGCCUGCACCGCAGCAACAUGUGACAGCUGCACCACCAGCAGUAGCAGCAGCAGCCAAAUCGUAUAGCAACUACGCUCCUAAAAAACAUCAGAGUUAUGAGCCAGUGGUUCUAAGCUCCGUGGUGGCCUCCAGUUCAGCAGUCAAUCCGCAACCCCAGCUGAAUCUUGCCCCACCUGCACCGCCAGCUUCGCAGAACAAUAGCGACAGUGCCCAGCUUUCGUGGGCCAGUUUGUUUGCCAGCAACAAGCCAGUGGCCAAGGUGGCGCCCUAUGAGGCCAGCAAGCCACAGCAGCAACCUCAGCCACAUCCAGUGCUUCAGUUGGCUCCUCCGCAGCCAGCUCUAGUGUCAGCUGCUGCUCCGGCUGUCCAGCUGGCAGCGCCACCUCAAAAUUUGCCCCUGCCCACGGCUCACCAACAAUCACAGUUGCCUGCUCCCGUGCCGGCGCCCACAACUCCGCUGAUCACCCCAGGAGCGCUCUCCUAUUCUGCGGCUUCUGCUCAGGCAGUUCCCGCUCCCAGCCCCGCGUCUGCAUCCGUCAAACCUCUGAAGCCGGAGCCACUGCGUCAGGUGCAGCAACAUCUGGAUGAGUGGACCAACAAGUACGCCGAGUACCUGACACGCCACAAGAUCAACCUGGCCCCGAUCAGCCUGCGUCCUCGGGGACUGACCAACAGGUCCAACUACUGCUACAUCAACUCGAUCCUGCAGGCCCUGCUCGGCUGCUCGCCGUUCUACAACCUGCUGCGCUCCAUUCCCAAGCAGGCGGCUGUCCUGAGCGAGGUCAAAACCCCCACUGUGAACGCCAUGAUGUCCUUUAUGACCAACUUUUCAUCGCUGCCUAGCGGCCUGCGCCUGCGCCUGAACAACCUCAACAAGGGAUCGCAAAGCAAGGGCAAGGACGAGUUUGUUGGCUCCGAUUUGCAGUGCGACAUGGCCUUUGAGCCCACGGAGAUCUACAAGCUGUGGAACGACAGUCGCGAGGAGCAUGUCGAGGGUCGCCAGGAGGAUGCCGAAGAGUUCCUGGGCUACGUGCUCAACAAGCUCAACGAUGAGAUGCUGGAGGUCAUUAAACUAAUCGACAAACCCACAACCCAGCAAAAUGGCCAGGAGCCGGCGGAGCCAGAAGACGGCGGCGACGUCUGGCAGAUGAUUUGCAACAACCGCAACAAGGGCAGUGUCACCCGCCAAACUGACUUUGGACGCACGCCCAUAAGCGAGAUCUUCCGGGGAGAACUGCGUUCCCGGCUGCAACGCGAGGGAGAGCACUCCACGGAUGUGAUCCAGCCCUUCUUUACUCUUCAAUUGAACAUCGAAAAAGCUGCAUCUGUGAAGGAAGCACUAGAAAUCCUGGUGGGUCGGGACCAGCUGGAGGGAGUCACCGGCAGCAAGACCAAGCAGGAGGUGGUGGCCUGGCAGCAGAUGACGCUGGAGAAACUACCUGUCGUCCUGAUAUUGCAUUUAAAAUACUUUGACUACCGGUCCGAUGGGUGCACAAAGAUCUUGAAGAAGGUGGAGUUCCCCGUGGAACUGAAGAUCGAUGCCAAAAUCCUCGGCUCGAAAAAGACGUCGCAGAAGCAACGCGCCUAUCGCCUGUUUGCGGUGGUGUAUCACGAUGGAAAGGAGGCCUCCAAGGGCCACUACAUCACGGACGUGUUCCACACGGGCUACAGCAGCUGGUUGCGCUACGACGACAGCUCGGUGAAGCCGGUCAGCGAGAAGCACGUCCUCCAGCCGCACACCCCGCGGGUGCCUUACCUUCUGUACUACCGCCGCUCCGACACCCUGCCGCCGCAGCAGCAGCAGUCCCAGCAACAGACCGCCAACGGCGGAGGAUCGAGUGGAGUGGUGGGAAGCAGCUCCUCCUCAUCGAAUGCCGGGGACAACAAGUGAAGGGCGACCGCGACGAAGGCGCUGUUGUAAAAAUGCAUCAGAACUUUAAGUGCUAGCGAUAUACUACAUCUAAUCUUAUGUGUCAGUGCGUGUUAGCGAGAGUGCGAGUUUGAGAGUUUGGUUUUAUAUGCAUACGUAUACCAAUUAACAAUUAGAUAUAUUCGAGCGGUAUAUAUUUAAGCCCAAAGUCCAAAGCGCAUGUCCGUGUGCCAGAGUGCGAUUGUGUGAGGAUGGAAAUUAGCUCUAAGCUAGACUAGAAUUAAGAUCGGGCAGAAAAAUAGCAUAAGCAGCAACAAAACUCGUUGGAACGAAUGCAUUGUACAAAGAGUGGGAGGAUCGAAGGGCUCUGUAAACUAAACAGCGAGUAAAUUACCAUAUAACAUAGUGCUAAAUCUACAAACUCCUCCAGCGAAAUGAAACUCCCCCAUUUAUCUGUGGCACAAAAAGCUCUCCCAGCCGUUAAUCGUAGUGAGUGUUAGGAACACAUCCCCAAAUAUACUAGAAUUUUCUCGAUAUGUUAUGACAAACGCUUAGAGCUGUAAAUAUACACAAAUAAUCAUAUAUUGUAGUUGAUCAGUUUCGCGGCAUGCUGCAUGCAUUUAAACAAACCAACCCAGCAACAAUAUAUCGAAUGCUUUGAAUAUGCUUUAAAGAAAUAUACAUUUAGAACCAAGGUCUUUUCGACACAAAGAGUAAAUACAGACAGUGGUGGUCGCAGUAAUAGCCGCAAAAUCUCAAAAUCAUCAAGCCAAAUUGAGUUACUUUGAGUAUGGUCUUUAAGACGCAGGUCGGGUAGGAUCUUCUUUUUCUAAAAUGUUUUUUGCUCAGGUCGAAGGUGGCAAUUUUUACACAAUCAGCGGCCAAUAUGUUAAAUAAAAUGAAAUAUAAAGAGCUGAAAAUAUAUUCUUUAAGGCUAUUACUCAGACCACAACUGUGCAUUGCAUUAUUUCGUACAUGUUUAUAAGCAGCUAAAUAAGUUAUAAUCGCGUUCAUUUUGUAAUUUAUUUUAUAUGUUGUUUAGUUUUACACGCAAUCAGUUAGGCAGGCAGAUUCAUAUAUUAUACGGAACUUGUUAUUCAUAGUUAGUGAAACUUUUUUGGGAUUGCCCCUGGCUUGGAUUCGUUGUUUGCCUUCAUGAUAUUCAAGUUCUUCAUAACUUACUUUUUCUAGGUCUAGAGCAUUAGUCUGUACGUCAUGUUAGAGAAUUGUGUUGGGGUUGAAACGAAAGAUUUGAAAGGGAAAAAUAUUUGUAUGUAACCGGAUCAGAACUAAAACUAAUCAAUCAUACUAGUUGAUAGCUAUCUAACAAACGUAUACACCAAUAUAUAUUUUCUUAGGCUAUAUGAACGCAUAUAUAUUAUUUAUAGAUAUCGUGCCAAUGUUAAAACAUCUAAAAAUUUAAAAAAAAUGGAAUUUGAGUAAGGAAAGCUAUUAACUUGUCAAUGCUUUGUAUAGUCAGCGUCUGAACAUGAAUGGAAUAUAUAUGUACGGUUAAUAACCAAUCCAAUCAUCUAAUUGGAACUUUCGGACUCAAAAAAAAAAAUUUUCAUUGCAUACUUUUAGACAACCGUGCUUUGACUUUUGGGAGUUUGAAAAUUUUAGAAAUCUUCAUAGAUCGAUCAUUGAUAUGAGUGCUGCUCCCACAGAAAAAGUGCUCGUUCUCAAAUGGAUUGCAAUUUAGUAGUCUGCUUAAGUACCAGGACUUUACUGGUGAGGGGACAAGCGGAAAUCUAGAAAUAUUCUUAAGCUAAUCGUAUACUAGAGGAAUGCAUUGACAUAUAUGGGGUUUAUUAUGAAUAGGACACAAAAGCGAAACCAUAAAUAUAAAUCUACAUAUAUAUAUUUUGAUGUUAUACAAAUAUGAACUAAUUGUAAGCCAAAUUAUAGGAAAACAUUUUUAUAGAAACUUGUGCGCGUCUGCGUUUUGCUAGUUACAAAUAGGUUCCUAAAACUACAAAAAAAGCAAAAAAAAAAAA